CCCACUAAACCUAGCUACACCAUUGUCACCUUCUCCACAGAGGCACACACUCUUCAGAGAGAGAGAGAGAGAGAGAGAGAGAGAUGGGAGGUCAUCUUUUGGGUGUUUUUGUUUUUUCGUUCCUGAACUUGUGUCUCCUCCAAGAGCUUGCUCUAGCAGCCACAACGAGGCACUACAAGUUUGAUAUUAAGUUAAAAAAUGUGACUCGGGUUUGCAACACCACGGCCAUCCUUACAGCAAAUGGGAAGUUUCCGGGGCCUCGCAUUGUAGUCAGAGAGGGCGAUCGCCUUGUUGUAAAAGUUGUCAACCAUUCUCCAAAAAAUGUUUCCAUUCAUUGGCAUGGAAUUCGACAGCUUCAAAGUGGAUGGUACGAUGGUCCAUCUUACAUAACACAGUGUCCGAUUCAAACUGGUCAGACUUACGUAUAUAAUUUCACCAUUGUUGGCCAAAGAGGGACUCUAUUUUGGCAUGCACAUAUUAGUUGGCUAAGAGCAACUCUUUAUGGCCCCAUAAUCAUUCUACCUAAACGUGGUGUCCCUUAUCCAUUUCCCAAACCUUACAAGCAAGUUCCCAUCCUCUUUGGAGAGUGGUUCAAUGCAGAUCCUGAAGCAAUAAUUAACCAGUCCCUCCAAACUGGUGGAGGCCCAAAUGUUUCUGUUGCCUAUACCAUCAAUGGACUUCCAGGGCCACUGUAUAACUGCUCCGGCGAUAAGGAUACAUACAAGCUGAAGGUGAAGCCUGGAAAAACUUAUCUUCUUCGCCUUAUCAACGCAGCACUCAAUGAUGAGAUUUUCAUUAGCAUUGCGAAUCAUACAGUCACAGUAGUUGAAGCUGAUGCAUCUUAUAUCAAACCAUUUGAGACAGAUAAAUUUCUGAUAACACCAGGACAGACCAUGAACGUUCUUCUCAAGACCAAACCUUAUUACCCAAAUGCCACUUUCUUCAUUGCUGCAAGACCAUACGCAACAGGCACAGGCACAUUCGACAAUUCCACUGUUGCUGCCAUUCUUGAAUACGAGUCACCAACGAAUAGUACCCUUUUAUCUAUUAUGCAACUUCCUCCAUUAAAACCAACUCUGCCAUCUCUCAAUGACACUCCCUUUGCUUUUAAUUUUUCAAGAAGAUUUCGUAGCUUGGCAAGUGUUCAAUAUCCCACUAAUGUUCCUCAGACAGUGGACAAACGCUUCUUCUUCACUGUCGGUCUAGGAACCAGUCCCUGCCCUAAAAACCAGACCUGCCAAGGACCCAAUGGAACAAAGUUUUCAGCUUCUAUGAACAACAUAUCUUUUGCACUCCCUACAACAGCCUUGCUCCAAUCUUACUUUUUUGGAAAAUCCAACGGUGUUUACACAACAAAUUUCCCUAGCAAGCCAAUCAUUCCGUUCGAUUAUACGGGGACUCCGCCCAAUAACACGAUGGUGAUUAAUGGAACCAAAGUUGUGGUUCUGCCAUUUAACACUAAUGUGGAGGUUGUGUUGCAGGACACCAGUAUUCUUGGAAAUGAAAGUCACCCUCUCCAUUUGCAUGGUUACAACUUCUUUGUUUUAGCUUCAGGGUUUGGGAACUUUGACCCCAACAGUGACCCUGCAAAUUUCAACACCGUUGAUCCUGUUGAAAGAAACACCAUCGGUGUGCCUUCCGGCGGUUGGGUGGCAAUCCGAUUUCGAGCAGAUAAUCCUGGGGCGUGGCUAAUGCAUUGUCACUUCGACGUUCACCUGAGCUGGGGUUUGAGAAUGGCUUGGAUCGUUUUAGAUGGAAACCUCCCCAGUCAGAAAUUGCCACCUCCUCCUGCAGAUUUACCCAAGUGUUGAUUUCUCAGUUCAUACACUAAUUUUCUAAUUUGUGUUAUUUAAUUCAUCCAGCGUUAGGCCUUUCCAUGGCCUAUUCACAAUUUUCUUUUCUUUUCUUUUUGAUAAUUCCUGUGUGAGGGAAUAAAAGGAUUUUGCUUUUCUUCUUCUUUUUUUUUUUUUCUUCUUUUUGCCAUUGAGUGAUUUGUGUUACCCAAGAGUUGUUUCACCAUUCUCCAGUGCUGUGGAAAGAUGCGAUAAUAAAAAUUUUUCUUUUAUAA
Messenger RNA from Manihot esculenta (cassava), 2068 nucleotides. Its product is annotated as laccase-17. The transcript has 6 exons. Bases 84 to 1811 code for a protein of 575 amino acids. NCBI's taxonomy places the organism in Eukaryota, Viridiplantae, Streptophyta, Magnoliopsida, Malpighiales, Euphorbiaceae. Gene Ontology annotation, molecular function: hydroquinone:oxygen oxidoreductase activity; copper ion binding. Gene Ontology annotation, cellular component: apoplast. Gene Ontology annotation, biological process: lignin catabolic process. The record is from RefSeq and is a predicted model, not a curated record.